This is a messenger RNA of Vitis riparia (riverbank grape), 795 nucleotides long. RefSeq names its product 17.3 kDa class II heat shock protein-like. Lineage: Eukaryota; Viridiplantae; Streptophyta; Magnoliopsida; Vitales; Vitaceae. Gene Ontology annotation, biological process: protein folding; response to heat; protein complex oligomerization. The record is from RefSeq and is a predicted model, not a curated record. The coding region runs from base 1 to 438 and encodes 145 amino acids. The transcript is spliced from 2 exons.
AUGGAUUUGAGAAUUCUUGCCUUGGAUUCGCCACUCUUUCUAACCCACUCUGCCAAGGUCGUCAGCAAUCCCACUCGGACCAACGUUCGCAAGGCUAAGGCUAGGGCUGCGACACCGACGCUGGCGGAUGUCAAGGAGUACCCGAACUUCUACACCUUCAUUGUCGAUAUGCCGGGGAUGAAGCCCGGAAACAUCAACGUUCAGGUGGAGGACGACAAUGUGCUGGUGAUCAGCGGAGAGGGGAAGCGCGAGGAGGAGAAGGAAGGCGCCAAGUAUGUGAGAAUAGAGAGGAGGAUGGGAAAGUUUAUGAGGAAGUUUGCGUUGCAGGGGAAUGCGCACACUCAUCAGAUCUAUGCGAAAUGUCAGGAUGGGGUUUUGACCGUCACCGUGCAGAAACUGCCGCCGCCGGGGCCCAAGAAACCCAAGAUCAUUAGGUGAAGAUGGCUUAAAUCUUUGUGGUUUUGAGUGGGUAAUUCCUGAUAAGCAUGUGUAAUUGGGAUUUGCGUGAAUUUGGUCUGGGUUUGAUUUUGAUCAAUCAUUUGCUUUUCUAGACAAAAGCUAUGAUUCUUUAUGAGUUUGUAGUUUUAAGUAUUGCUGGUACAAGAACCUUUUGAGACCACAAGAUCCUAAUGAAUUGCUGGGAAGUGUCGACCAGCCUCAAUGGAACCAGCAGGCUGAUAUCGUGAAGUGUUUUGCUCUCCUCCCUUUUUUUCCUCUAUCUCUUGCUUAUCCCUAGUCUGGCUUUAUAGUUUCUCCUUGGCGUGCUCUGAUCGGUGAUUAUAGAGUCCGCUUUUU